Molecule: messenger RNA, 3326 nt
Organism: Mollisia scopiformis
Lineage: Eukaryota; Fungi; Ascomycota; Leotiomycetes; Helotiales; Mollisiaceae
Product: Pkinase-domain-containing protein
Exons: 5
Coding region: 172-3240 (1022 amino acids)
Biological process (GO): protein phosphorylation; mitotic cell cycle; regulation of protein localization to mitotic spindle pole body
Cellular component (GO): spindle pole; centrosome; nucleus
Molecular function (GO): protein binding; protein kinase activity; ATP binding
Source: RefSeq, a predicted model, not a curated record
UCGACAUUUCUCCUAACUUUCUUGAUGUCGAACUCCAAAUUGCUCCCUCGCGUGCGAUAAAUUAAACCUCGCGUACGAAAACCGAUCUCCCUCAAUGUCCCUCGGGACUGUACUCGAACAUUAUUGCCUGAUGAAAGCCACAACCACAUAUUCUUUACUAACGAGCGUAUCAUGCAGGUCUAUUGCACUCACAACGAUACAGACUACUGGAAAGUUGUUGGACUGAUCGAAACAGACUUCCGUUUCCGACUCGAGCCACUUCAAGACGGUGUGACAUAUCAUAAGGCCACAGAUUCUCUGUUCGAAGCAGCUCGGCCGUAUAUCGCUUGGAGCUGUAUCUGUCCGGACGGCAUAGACAUGGAGGCCUUGUCUCCCAGAGACCCGAACGCCCACGUUAGAGCGAAGAAGGCAAUUAAGAAAGAACCCAGCAAGGCUAAGGCAUUAGUAGCCAAACUGACGGGAAAGGAAAAAGACCAUCCACCAGCACCUCCGACAGAAGUUCGUGAGCCACCUAGUUCGGAUCGCAGAAAUGGAGCCAUCUACAAGACGGGACGUUGUCUUGGCAAAGGAGGAUUCGCCAUUUGCUAUGAGGGACAACUCGCUGGUACCACGCAGAUCUAUGCUCUGAAGAUCGUCAAGAGUCAUAUGCCGCAAAAGAAGAUGGAGCAGAAGUUCCAAACAGAGCUUCAGAUUCACUCAAAGAUGCGACAUGCCAACAUCGUCCAAUUCCAUCGUGCUUUCUCCUUUGACAAAUGCACUUUCAUUGUCCUUGAGCUCUGUCCGAACGGAUCUCUCAUGGACAUGGUUAAGAAACGCAAGUAUGUCACGGAACCAGAAGUACGCUACUGGACAGUACAAAUGGCUGGUGCUAUUAAGUACAUGCAUGGCAAAGGCAUCAUUCAUAGAGAUCUCAAGAUGGGCAACAUAUUCUUGGAUAAGGAUAUGAAUGUCAAAGUCGGUGAUUUUGGUCUUGCAGCUUUGCUGGUUACUGGAAAGGACUGGCAGGCACAUCGACGAACCACUCUAUGCGGUACACCUAAUUAUAUUGCUCCUGAAAUUCUGGCAAAGGACAAGGGAGGACAUGACCAUGCUGUCGAUAUCUGGAGCUUGGGCAUCAUCAUCUUCGCUUUACUCACUGGCAAGCCUCCUUUCCAAGCUGCUACAGCAGAUGAGAUCUACCGAAGAGCUCGUGAGCUAGAAUACGAUUGGCCAAAGUUAGAUACAUCCGAGAAUUACAUUUCAGAUGAAACCAAAGAUCUGGUAGCUGCAAUGUUGCAAGCCCCAGAGAAGCGACCGGAUCCAGAUAUGAUUGUCCAGCACCCGUUUUUCACCUGUGGAUGGGUCCCUCAAGCCGAAGAAAUGACAACAUCGUUGCGUGAGAGACACCCUGACCCUACCCAAUUCUUGUCUGUUGGUGCACGAAACGGCAGAACCAGCCUCUACACCAAGAAUAUCAAGAAAUUGUGUAUCAAGUGCGAAGUCGGCCCCUGGAGUCCUGCAAGCAAGCAUCGUACGAGCACUUAUCGGGAAGUUGCUGAAGAGGAGAGGGCAGGACUCACACCGAUUGUUCCUCUCGCUGAGGAUGUAGUGUACCGACCCUUCAACGAGUUAUUGCAAGAGCAGAUCCAACAGGAGGUUGAGCGGCGCGAGCGAGCUGUUCAAACAGAAGGCGUUCAAGACGGACUUUCACCUGAGCCAAAGAAAAUCAAGACUGGUGAGCCAUCUAUGAGCCGCCCCUCAACACAAAGCUUUGCUGCCCAGCAACGAGCAAGACCAUUGGCAUCAGUAUCUAGCGCUCCUACACGACUAGUCAAGACACGGCAACCAUCUCAAGAGUCUAGCUCACGUGGCAUUCUAGGCCUGGCAAGCCGAACCAAGUCCCGCAAGGUCGAGGAGAAAUCUUCCGAGGACACUGCUGCGGUUCAAGACAGAUUGGCAGCAGAUCUUGUCAGCCAGUUGAACAAAGCUGAGGCCGAGAGAAAAGCUCAGCUUUUCGAGCCAUCACCUGAAGUCAAGCAGUCGAUAUUUAAUCCCAAACAAGAGGUUGAGACAGUCUCCAACACUAAUCCUGACUCCGUUCUGGAAGGUCUUCGUCGUCUUCAAGCCGAGCUAGAGCGUGCUCUCAACUCCAGAACUACUGCCAUUGAGACGAAGAAAUCCCCCCCAGCCUUCCCGAUCGUCAUCAAAUGGGUCGAUUAUACGAACAAGUAUGGUUUAGGCUACGUAAUCAGUAAUGGAAGCAUUGGUAGCAUUUUCAAAUCUUUACCUGCCGACUUCUCUCGUCCCGGCAAGGGCUAUCUACCACCAACAUGCCUCGUAGUUCGAGAUGCUGAGCGACAUCUGCAGAACAAGAGAAAUGAAGCUUAUUUGGAUCGCUAUGAAAUCGUCCCCAUCUCAGGUCCAAACCUCGAGUUCUACGAGAAUAGAUCUGAAGAUGGUCUGGUUCGAGUCAAGGUCAAUCCCAUGAACUACAAAGCUAUCCAUGGCCCAAAUGGCGAGAAUCCAAAGCUACCAGUAGGAAAGGAUGAAUACGAUGAGAGAAAGCGCGAGUUGCUGGUAUUAUGGAAGAAAUUCUCCAACUACAUGUAUUCAUUCGGAAAAGAUGCGGAAUACCCUUUCGACGAAGCCAUAGCCCGACGCCCUUCAGAACCCGAGACAGUGUCUGCUGGCAAUGUUGUUACGUUCUAUCAACGUUGGGGCGAUGUUGGCUGUUGGGCUUUCUGUGAUGGUCACUUCCAGUUCAACUUCCCUGAUCACACCAAAAUCGUUAUAUCUGCCGAUGGCACAUAUUGCAAUUUCUAUCAUCUCCCAAUUGAGGCUGCUCGAGGGCUGACCAUCAAUGGCGAAAUUCCACCAAAUGGACUGGACGAUCGAAGCAUGUUGACAUAUCCUCUUCAAACUCUCCUGAACUUCAUGGCCAAGCCAACCAAGUCCACGACAAGAAAGCGACCUGAGAUCAACCCCAUGAUUCAAGGCAUUCCCCAAGCCAACGACUUCCGCAGAAAGAUUGAGUUCAUCCGCGACGCCGUUAAGGAAUGGGUCUCCAAUGGCGGACUGGGCAACAGCGAUAUGGAACCCGAAGGACGAUUGAAGUUCAAGGGUUUCAGAGAGACUGCCAACGUCAAGAUCCCAAUGAAACACGUCUGGACUACCGUGGGGGCUCGAGGUGGUGAUGAUCGAAGAGUCGCAUGGUUUAAUCCCAAGAAGCCAGAUGAGAUCAUUCCAGAUAUCAAGUCUUGACUGUCUCCUACCUAGCUCCAUCAGUCUUAUCCAUCUGGACUGGUAUUCCGUCUGUGCGAUUCUUCGUUCCACAUUUCUAAGGAGCA